Caenorhabditis bovis is the source of this 285-nucleotide messenger RNA. The record is from the annotation of a GenBank genome assembly. Lineage: Eukaryota; Metazoa; Nematoda; Chromadorea; Rhabditida; Rhabditidae.
AUGUCUGAAUUAAUUCGCGUUAUUCGUAUUCGAAAUGCGAAUGGUGAAGAGAAAAUGCUUACUGUACCGGCGAAAUUGGAUUUGGAGAGACCGAAGCGUCCAAGAACCGUGUUCACGGAUCAACAAUUGCAGAUUCUCGAGCAAUCCUUCAAUGAUUCCGGAUAUCUUUGCGGUGCUGAACGUGCUCAACUUGCCGCCAAACUUGGUUUGAGUGAUAAUCAGGUCAAAGUAUGGUUCCAAAAUCGACGCACCAAGCAAAAGCGAGAAAGUUCAAAGUUCGUCUAG